Messenger RNA from Naegleria gruberi, 1976 nucleotides. RefSeq names its product abc transporter. Gene Ontology annotation, biological process: transmembrane transport. Gene Ontology annotation, molecular function: ATP hydrolysis activity; ABC-type oligopeptide transporter activity; ATP binding. Gene Ontology annotation, cellular component: membrane. The transcript has a single exon. The coding region runs from base 1 to 1965 and encodes 654 amino acids. The record is from RefSeq and is a predicted model, not a curated record. NCBI's taxonomy places the organism in Eukaryota, Heterolobosea, Eutetramitea, Acrasida, Naegleriidae.
AUGCCUCCACAACACCUCUCCGAAGACGAUGAUAAUAACAAUGAAGGAACAAAUGAAAAUAUCAACCUCCAUGAAAAAGAUAACUCUUCAUCACCAACAAUUCCAACAUCAAGAUCACCACUUAAAUUUAUUAGUAAUUUCUUCCGAGGAUCUUCACUUUCACAAUUAAAAUGGUUACUCGGUUUAGGAUUCACUCAAUGGCAUUUGCUAUUGGUAGGAACGGUUGCCAUGUUGAUCAGUACAGUUUUAGGACUUGUUUUACCAUUAUUCUUGACAAACCUUGUUGAUGUCAUUCCACAAGCAUUGACAUCUGAAGAUGGCGAUGAGAAGGGAGAAAAAUAUUUGAACACUGCAGCUCUUUACUUGUUAUUGGCAGUUUUUGGAAUUGCCAUUACAACAGCAAUUAAACACUUUUGCUUUUCAUUUGCAGGUGAGAGAGUUGUGGCUGGAUUGAGAAAGGAAUUAUUUGAGACAAUGAUUAUUCAGGAUGUGAGCUUUUUCGAUUCCACUAAAACAGGUGAAUUACUUAAUAGAUUGAGUUCUGAUACGAAGUCUCUUGAAGCUGCUGUAACAUCAAAUCUAUUUCUUUUUAUGAGAAAUGUUUUACAGGCAAUUGGUGGAGUUUUCUUUUUAUUUUACACAAGUUGGAAAUUAACUUUGGUAACCAUGUCAGUAAUUCCACCAAUUAUAUUCGGUGCAAUUAUUUAUGGUAAAAUUGUAAAGAGAUUAUCAAAACAAGUUCAAGAUGCGUUGGCUAAAUCUAGUGAAGUUGCUGAGGAAUCAUUUUCAAAUUUGAGAACUGUAAGAAGUUUUUCAAAGGAAUAUACUCACGUUUCUCAGUACAAUGUUUCAAUUGAUGACACUUUGAAAUUGGCAAGAAAACUUUCAGUGAGCAGUGGAUUUUUCAAUGGUACAAUGACCUUCUGUGCAACAGCUAGUAUUAUUCUGGUUUUGUGGUAUGGAGGUUCAUUGGUUUUGAAAAAGGAAAUUACAAUUGGAUUAUUGACCAGCUUUAUUAUUUAUACAUUCUAUGUGGCCACUAGUUUAGGAGUUGUUUCUUCUGUUCUAUUCGAAUUAGUUAAGGCUGUUGGUGCUACUGCAAGAGUUCACGAAUUAUUGAAACAAGUGCCAGUAAUUGAAAAGAGACAAGGAAAAUCAGCACAAACUAUGGAUUAUGAUAUGGAUGAAUCUAAUCAACCAGUUUCUGGUCAUGUAGAGUUUAGAAAUGUGCAAUUUGCCUAUCCAUCUCGACCUGAACAAACUGUUUUGAAGGGUGUUAAUAUUGAAAUGUUACCUUCCACAGUAAAUGCUCUGGUUGGAAAGAGUGGAAAUGGUAAAUCAACCAUUAGCUCAUUAUUACAACGUUUCUAUGAUCCUAAUGAGGGUGAUAUUUUAGUUGAUGGAAAGUCAAUUAGAGAACUCAGUCCAAAAGAAUUGAGAAAGAAUAUUGCUGUUGUGCAACAGGAACCAUCUCUGUUCUCUUGCAGUAUUAGAGAGAAUAUUUGUUAUGGUUGGGAAUCAAGCACUCCUCCAACCAAUGAAGAAAUUAUUGAUGCUGCAACUAAGGCCAAUGCUCACGAGUUUAUUAUGGGAUUCUCGGAAGGUUAUGAUACACCUGUCGGUGAAAGAGGUAUUAAAUUGAGUGGUGGACAAAAGCAGAGAAUUGCCAUUGCUAGAGCCAUAUUGAAACAAGCAAGGAUUCUUAUUUUGGACGAAGCCACCUCUGCCCUUGAUUCCAAUGCUGAACAUCAAGUUCAGGAAGCUCUUCAAAGAUUAAUGGAAGGAAGAACUGUUUUGGUAAUUGCUCAUCGUCUCUCUACAAUUAAGAAUGCCAAUAACAUCUAUGUAAUUGAUGGAGGUAUGGUUGUGGAGGAGGGUACACACGAUCAACUCAUGAUUAAUGGUAGUAGAUAUAAGGAAUUGGUACAAAGACAAUUGGUUUCUAAUAAUGAUACAUUGGAAUAAAUUAUUUUUUC